AUAGUCUAAUCGCACCCCCAGGUGGCAACACGAAAUCAGCCAGUCGUCUCAGGAAAGGUGUUCUUCAGCCAUUCAAAUUACGAGCACUCAUAACAUCAAGUAGUUCAUGUCACCGGGUGCUCUUGAAAAUGUGGCGGUUUCUCAGAAGACGAGGUCGGCAUCUCCGCAAGGCCGGAGCGUUCCUGUCCAUGUUCCUGGCGACGGUGAUGGUUAUAACACUGAGGGAUGAACUGGUGACAAUCGCCGGACCCAUCAGAUCCAGACAAGAAAUUUUAGAUUUGCGCCACCGAAACGCACCCAGACCUUCCGCAGAGUCGACCUACGACCACCUCCAUCACAUCGCCUGGAUCAUCGACCACGACCACUUCACGGACGAUCAGAACUCCGCCGAACUCCUCCAAAACAUCGUCAAGCAAAUCAUACUCAACAAGGACGAGUCGAACGUUUACACUUUGCAAGAAAUCGCAAAACUGUACAAUUUUACCGACGACGACUUGCACAUAGAAGGGGUGACCCUGAAUGAGGUGAUAUCGUUGAUUAGCGAGGGAGUGGAGGUUGGAGAAAACUAUGACAUCACGGUGGACAGACUGGAGAGGGUCCUGAGGGAAGGGACGGAGUACGAGGAGGAUGUUGACGACGUCAUUUCCGGUCGGGCUUUGGGUCACAUCUUGCCAAAGGUCGACAAGAAAUGGAGAUAUCACGAUCUGUCGUUUGCAAAGGAUCCUAACCGUAAGCCGUCGAGGUGUCCUUCCAGUCUCCGCCACAUGGGGGCGUCCUCCUCCUGGUUUAACGGCAGGUUCAGGGAUGACGUCAAGGUGUUCGCGGACAAAGACGAUCUCCUCGAGGAAAACUACAAGUCGCUGUGCGAGAGAUUUCCGCUGCCGUUUGGGUAUAAAAAGGAGAACAAAACAUUUCUUGAGCAGAUUUUAAACACAAUCAAGACUCCGGAUGUGUUUGGCGAGCCGAGGAAAGACUGUAUCCGCUGCGCCGUGGUGGGGACAGGAGGGCAGAUGAAAGGGUCGGGGAAAGGGAAGGAGAUAGACGCACACGACUACGUCUUCAGAACGAAUAACGCCCACACAGAAGAGAAGUACUCGGCCGACGUGGGCAACAGAACGUCCUUCUACACAUUCUACCCGGAAUCACAGAAAAUCCAGCUGGUGGCGAAAGCGGUGAGACAAAUAAAGAGCCAAACACCAUGA
Branchiostoma floridae (Florida lancelet) is the source of this 1202-nucleotide messenger RNA. RefSeq lists its product as uncharacterized. The record is from RefSeq and is a predicted model, not a curated record. The coding region runs from base 129 to 1202 and encodes 357 amino acids. Gene Ontology annotation, molecular function: sialyltransferase activity. The transcript has 6 exons. NCBI's taxonomy places the organism in Eukaryota, Metazoa, Chordata, Leptocardii, Amphioxiformes, Branchiostomatidae.